AUGAUCGAGCUCACUGCCCCACUACUCGCGAGCUGUCUGUGCAUCACUGCCAGGCCACUGCACCAACUUGAACCCAACUCCUGGCUUAUCGCUGCUCAAGGCCACUGGUGGGUUAGGGCUCGUCCAAAAAUUAUUCCACACUCCCGCUUUCUCACCAACCUUGCGCAUCUCCAUUUCCUAAGUCAUCUCAACACCAACCUUGAAAACGGCCAACAGUCCAACUUGACAAAGUAA
Parascedosporium putredinis is the source of this 234-nucleotide messenger RNA. The record is from the annotation of a GenBank genome assembly. Lineage: Eukaryota; Fungi; Ascomycota; Sordariomycetes; Microascales; Microascaceae.